Vigna unguiculata (cowpea) is the source of this 1733-nucleotide messenger RNA. It is a transcript of the gene DIM1B, whose product is annotated as Ribosomal RNA adenine dimethylase family protein. The record is from RefSeq and is a predicted model, not a curated record. Gene Ontology annotation, biological process: rRNA methylation. Gene Ontology annotation, cellular component: mitochondrion. Gene Ontology annotation, molecular function: rRNA (adenine-N6,N6-)-dimethyltransferase activity. NCBI's taxonomy places the organism in Eukaryota, Viridiplantae, Streptophyta, Magnoliopsida, Fabales, Fabaceae.
AAUUUUAUUAUAUGAAAUGCAGCGGGGAAUUUAUGGAGUUGCAGGCAGAAACUGCAAGAUUUGGGUUUUGAUGGGCCAAUGUAAGAAAGGAGCAAAGUAGGUUUGUAUUCUACGUCGAUGUUUGGGAAUGAACGAAGCAUGUUGACGAGGGUGGUACCCGUAGCUAGGUUCAUUUCUAGGAGGUUACGAGCAGUGCGGCAAGUGCAUGGAGAUGGAGAUGGAGAUGGUGAUGGCGAAGGGCGUUUACAUUUUCACAAGAGCAAAGGUCAACACAUUCUCAUCAACCCUAGAAUUCUUGAUACCAUCGUUCGCAAAUCCGCCAUAAAUCCAACCGACACUGUCCUCGAAAUCGGACCUGGCACCGGCAACCUCACCAUCAAGCUUCUUGAAGCUGCUCACAAGGUAGUAGCAUUCGAAAUUGACCACCGCAUGGUCCAGGUUCUCGUGAAGCGCGCUCUUCGACAAGGUCUCAAUGAUAAGCUCAGGGUUAUAAAAAAAGAUGCAGUGAAAGCCCUGUUUCCGCGGUUUGACCUUGUUGUGGCCAACAUUCCUUAUCAGAUAUCUUCCCCUCUCGUGAUGAAACUGGUGUAUGGGGCGACGCCGUUUCGGAGUGCCACGCUUCUUCUUCAGAAAGAGUUCGCUCAAAGGUUGGUGGCAAAUCCUGGUGACUCUGAGUUUAGCCGGCUGUCGGUGAAUGUGAAGCUUCUGGCUGAUGUGGAGCUUGUGAUGAAUGUAAGCAAGAGGGACUUUCUCCCUUCCCCCAAAGUUGACUCUUCUGUGGUCAUAAUCCGCCCUAAGCCUCAGGUUCCCAAUGUGGAUCUCCGUGAGUGGAGGGCUUUCACAUCGAACUGUUUUAAUAACCGUUACAAGACACUGGGGGCAACUUUUAAGAAUAAAAGGAAAGUCUUUGAGUUGCUCAAAAUCUCUAAUGAAAACGAUAAAGCUUCUUCCCACAAGGGUGAUGAUGCUGAAGAUGAAGUAGGCUUUACCUCGUUCAAGGAAAAGAUUAUUGGGGUGCUUAGAACCGGAGAGUUUGAAGAUAAAAGGCCUGCAAAACUUUCUAUCGAGGAGCUUCUGCAUUUGCUCUCUUUGUUCAAUCAAGCUGGCAUUUAUUUUUCAAACCAUGGUCAUCUGAAGAGGGAAGAUAGGUUUGAUGAUGCCGAUGAAUAGUAGUGCACCCUGGCGUUAUGUUUAUCAACGACUGUGUAUAACAUUAUCAUUGUUUCUUUUUUUUUUUACUAGAAUGCAAGCCUUCUUCAUUUGAUAAUAUUUUUGAGAGAAAAAUCAGGCACGAGGGAGCCAGAAAGAAUAUGAGAAGGUAGAAGCGUUAACUCUAACCAUUAAAUCUGGUUUGAUUGGUCAAGAUUGGUUUUACAAUAAAGCAGCAUCAUAACAUUGAAGGACCGAAAUCAGCUCUUUAUAUGCCUUCAGGUGAUACUCCUCAAUAUAAAUGUAUUCGAAAGAUGUAUCCUCAUGGGUGCAUUGGCGAAGGCCAGAAGCUGCAAAUUAAACUUAUAGUGCAGUACUUGGAAGUGAGCAAGGGCAGUGCUUGUUUCUAAAUGGAAUUCAAUUGAAAGAGCACAAGUUGAAACUAACUUCUGGUGUUUAAGAAUGCUGUUGUAGCUUUAGCAUCAUGAUAGAAAAUGAGCAUGGUAGUUUGUGGUUUAAAUAUUUGAUUCCAAAUAAACUUUUUUUGAGUGCAUCUUAUAAUCUAUUUUACUGUCUUCUUUCUU